Messenger RNA from Coturnix japonica (Japanese quail), 1706 nucleotides. RefSeq names its product empty spiracles homeobox 2 (gene EMX2). NCBI's taxonomy places the organism in Eukaryota, Metazoa, Chordata, Aves, Galliformes, Phasianidae. Gene Ontology annotation, cellular component: nucleus. The record is from RefSeq and is a predicted model, not a curated record. Gene Ontology annotation, biological process: brain development; central nervous system development; neuron differentiation. Gene Ontology annotation, molecular function: DNA-binding transcription factor activity, RNA polymerase II-specific; RNA polymerase II cis-regulatory region sequence-specific DNA binding.
CGCGAAAAUCCGGACAGGGCUGGAGCCGGGGAUCGCUCCCCCGUCCCGCCCGGAGCUCCCCGGCCCCGCGGGAUGCGGCCGCGCUUCGCUUUGUCUGCGGCCCCGCGCGGUGCGGGAGCUGCGCGGCAGCGGAAGGACACGUAGAGAAGUUGGGCGGUAGAACGCGACCGACCCGGAGCGAAGAGAGACUGGGGGGCACCGCGCAGGGACCGCGGGGCUCCGCGUUACACCCAGUCACUCCCCGCUGCAAACUUCCCCGGAUCGCCUCCUCCCGAGCACCGCAGAACCACGCACAGAUUUGCCGGGGGACGCCCGCCGCCGCCGCACCAUGUUUCAGCCCGCGCCCAAGCGCUGUUUCACCAUCGAGUCGCUGGUGGCCAAAGACAGCCCCUUGCCCGCGUCUCGCUCCGAGGAUCCCAUCCGCCCGGCGGCUCUCAGCUAUGCCAAUUCCAGCCCGAUGAACCCUUUUCUCAACGGCUUCCACUCCACCGGCAGGGGGGUCUACUCCAACCCGGACUUGGUCUUUGCAGAGGCCGUCUCCCACCCGCCGAACCCGGCCGUGCCCGUGCACCCCGUGCCCCCUCCCCACGCCCUGGCCGCCCAUCCGCUGCCCGCCUCGCACUCCACGCACCCGCUCUUCGCUUCGCAGCAAAGGGAUCCUUCCACCUUCUACCCGUGGCUAAUACACCGCUACCGGUAUCUGGGCCACAGGUUCCAAGGGAACGAGACCAGCCCGGAGAGCUUCCUCCUGCACAACGCGCUGGCCAGGAAACCCAAACGGAUCCGUACAGCUUUCUCCCCGUCCCAAUUACUGAGACUGGAACAUGCCUUUGAGAAGAACCAUUAUGUGGUGGGAGCGGAGAGAAAGCAGCUGGCACACAGCCUCAGCCUCACGGAAACUCAGGUAAAAGUAUGGUUUCAGAACAGAAGGACAAAGUUCAAGCGGCAAAAGUUGGAAGAGGAAGGUUCGGACUCACAACAGAAGAAAAAAGGGACUCAUCACAUUAACCGGUGGAGAAUCGCCACCAAACAAGCCAGUCCAGAAGAAAUCGACGUCACGUCGGACGAUUAAAAACUGGCACUUUGGGACUUUUCAAGCCAGCCAACGCAUCGAGAGAAAGUGUUAAAAGCUCCCGCACCCCGGCGUGGCGGUGCGGGGAAGGGACAAGGAGAGCUUCAUCCAAACGCGAUUCCCGUCUGGAGGGCGGCGGCGAGCGGCGGGGGCAGAGCGCGAGGUGCGGAGCGCGGCGCUGUCGGUGCGGCCCUGGCACGGGGAUCUGCCGGGCAGAGCCCAGCGCCGGGACGUGGAACUGACUGACUGACUGACUGACUGACUGACAGGUAUUCCGUUUCUCGCAGUCCACUUUUAAAAAACAUAACGUCAAAAAAAAAAAAAAAAAAAAAAAAAGGAUUUUUUUUUCCCCCAAAAAUAAUUAAAAAAAAAUCUUAAAAAAAAAUCUUAAAAAUAAAAAAAAAAUAUUCGAAGAAAAAAAUGAUCACCUUACGGGACGUUUUGCACUUCACAGUUUCCUUUUUUCCGUCUUAUAUAUAAAAAGAAACGUUUCCAUAAGCAGCCAAACCCCCCCCCCACACCUGUUUCAGAAACUUGAAUUGCAUGUAUAAAGCCGUGUGGGCAAAAAAAAGAAAGAAAAAAAAAAAAAGAAAAAAAAAAAAGGGAAAAAAAUUACCCCUAAAUUACGUAAGGA